UAUUGUGCUGCAAACAUGUCCAACAAAACACAAGCCAGCGGAGGUGGAGGAGAGAGGACACUGGGGCAGUAAGGUGGAGUUUCUCCUGGCUGUGGCGGGAAAUAUUGUCGGCCUGGGCAACGUGUGGAGGUUUCCUUACCUCUGCUACAAAAAUGGAGGGGGUGCAUUCCUGGUGCCAUAUCUGGUAUUUGUGGUGACCUGUGGCGUACCCCUGUUCCUGUUGGAGACGACUGUAGGCCAGUACACCCAGGAGGGCGGCAUCACCUGCUGGAGGAAGCUAUGCCCACUGGCCGAAGGUAUUGGCUAUGGUGGGCAGCUGAUCGUCUUCUACACCUGUAUGACCUACAUCAUUAUUCUGUCCUGGGCUCUGUUCUACCUGGUGUUCUCCUUCAGCUCACAGCUCCCCUGGGCCAGCUGCAACAACUACUGGAACACAGAUGACUGCGUGGACUUUUCAACGCGAAAUAAAACCUCUGAAUGGACCAACCAGACGAACACAACCUCUGCUGCCACAGAGUUCUGGGAACGACGAGUGCUGGCUAUCUCAGGGGGGAUUGAGGAGAUAGGCAGCAUCAGGUGGGAGUUGCUGUUGUGCCUAAUUACAGUGUGGAUCAUCUGCUACUUUUGCGUCUGGAAAGGGGUCAGGUCUACAGGAAAGGUGGUGUAUUUUACUGCUACCUUUCCAUAUGCAAUGUUGGUAAUUCUUUUGAUCCGUGGACUCUCACUUCCUGGUGCUCUACAAGGAGUACAGUUUUAUCUUCUGCCUGAACCCUCACGACUCAAAGACCCCCAGGUUUGGUUGGAGGCUGGGACUCAGAUCUUCUUCUCAUACAGUUUGGGUGCGGGCGCCUUAACUGUGCUCGGCAGCUACAACACCUACAACAACAAUUGCUAUAAGGACUGUCUGUGGCUGUGUUUGCUAAACAGUGGUACCAGUGUGGUAGCUGGCUUUGCAGUCUUCUCUGUGCUGGGAUUCAUGGCUCAUGAGCAGGGCGUUCCUAUUGCAGAAGUGGCCGAGUCAGGUCCAGGUUUGGCGUUCAUUGCGUACCCUCAGGCUGUAGCCAUGAUGCCUCUUCCCCAACUGUGGUCCAUCUGUUUCUUUGUCAUGCUCAUUCUCUUGGGUCUGGACACACAAUUUGUUGCCAUGGAGGUGAUGAUGACAUCCAUCACAGAUAUGUUUCCCAAAGUAAUGCGCAGGGCAGGCCGACGGGAACGUUUCCUCCUCCUCUUCUGCCUCACAUGCUUCUUCGCUCAGCUCGUCAUGAUCACUGAGGGAGGAAUGUAUGUGUUCCAGAUGUUUGACUACUACGCUUGUAACGGAAGCUGCAUCCUCUUCCUCUGUGUGUUUGAAACUCUGGCACUGGGAUGGAUAUUUGGGGCAGAUCGGUUGUAUGGCAUCAUUAAGGACAUGACAGGUGUGCACGCCAACCCGUUCUUUAAAAUCUGCUGGCUUUACCUCACACCGGCGGUCUCACUGGGCUCUUUUAUAUGUUCGUUAGUUAAGUACCAACCUCUGACCUUUAAUCGCUGGUACGUGUACCCAGCCUGGGCGUACGUGUUGGGCUGGGUAAUGGCCCUUUCCUCCAUCCUGCUUGUACCGGGAUGGGCGCUGUAUAAACUGGGAACUGGGACUGGGAACCUCAGUCAGCGUUUCCAUCAUCUGUGCCGACCCGACCCUGACUGCUCACUGACCCGAAAGAGAGAAACUGAGCUGCAGCACAUCGGAGGGGAAGAUCUGCAACGGUUCACCACCAGCUGAUAUGAAAUGUCAAAUGAUCCUGAACUCUUUGUCAACUGCAUUAUGUGUACAACAACUAAGACUGGGUACUUCUCACAUGUGCAUCACAACAUUGGUGACUCUCUUCAGUUUCCAUGGUAGCAGCUCGAUUAAUUCAAGGUCACGUGAAGUCAUUGGAGAAAUAAAAGAUUCAUAUGAUACACUGACAAUUCUUCAUAUAUUGCUUUAUUUAAAUACCUUAAAAUUAUGAAAAAUACACUGUAAAAUCCAUUUUCAGAAAAGCGUGCAUUGCUGGCGGUGAUGUCUGUCAUACGCACAAGCACAAAGAAAUAGAUGACAAAUAAUGCACAGAUCACAUGAUUAUAACCACUUAGGCAACAUACUUUUAUACUUAAACACUGUCAAACUCGCAAUGCAAACUGUGCUCCAUCUAUGACUAAACAGAUGUUCACACAACACCAACAAUUAGAGGCUUGAU
Messenger RNA from Sebastes umbrosus (honeycomb rockfish), 2216 nucleotides. Its product is annotated as sodium- and chloride-dependent GABA transporter 2-like. Gene Ontology annotation, biological process: sodium ion transmembrane transport. The record is from RefSeq and is a predicted model, not a curated record. Bases 338 to 1759 code for a protein of 473 amino acids. The transcript is spliced from 14 exons. Gene Ontology annotation, cellular component: membrane. Lineage: Eukaryota; Metazoa; Chordata; Actinopteri; Perciformes; Sebastidae.